Carassius gibelio (silver crucian carp) is the source of this 2238-nucleotide messenger RNA. RefSeq names its product ectonucleotide pyrophosphatase/phosphodiesterase 7, tandem duplicate 2 (gene enpp7.2). The transcript is spliced from 6 exons. The record is from RefSeq and is a predicted model, not a curated record. NCBI's taxonomy places the organism in Eukaryota, Metazoa, Chordata, Actinopteri, Cypriniformes, Cyprinidae. The coding region runs from base 75 to 1529 and encodes 484 amino acids.
GCAGAUACAUUUCUAUCCGUCAGAUGAAAAGCAAGGCCGUUUCUGUGUAAAACAGUAGUAGUGGAAUACCUGUCAUGUUACUGGCACUGAGUGUUUUGCUGCUUAUAUUCCCUCCGACUCUCUCUGCUCCAACCAGAGAUCUCUGCACCACAGGCAAAAACAAACUACUGCUGACCAUCUUUGAUGGGUUCAGAUGGGACUACGACCGAGAUGUGGACACCCCAAACCUGGACAAAAUGGUUGAGGAAGGAGUCAAGGCAGCAUAUGUCACUCCACCUUACCUGACCAUCACUAGUCCUACACACUUCACCCUGUUAUCUGGAAGGUACAUUGAGAACCAUGGUGUGAUUCAUAACGUGUGGUUCAACACAACCACACGACAAAGGAAAGAGUACUACAUGACGCAGUUUGUGGAUGAAUACUGGGAUAAUGGCAGUCUACCCAUUUGGAUCACUGCUCAAAGACAGGGUCUUAAAACAGGAUCUUUACACUUUCCUGGCACUGCGGCCACUUACCAGAAAGAAACAAUUCAGGUGAGGGAGGUAGAGCCAAAAGCCUAUGACUACACCAAUGAGACAGCAUGGAGGGAAAAUGUGGAUAAAGUCAUGAAGGAAUGGUUUAAAGAUCAAGACUUAGACUUUGUCACCUUGUAUUUUGGCGACCCGGAUGAAGCUGGCCACAAGCAUGGACCCGAUUCUUCUGAGCGCCGUGAGGCAGUCAAAAAAGUGGACCGAACUGUGGGCUACAUACGGGAAACUGCUGAGAAACACGGACUUAGUGACCAUCUGAAUAUUAUCGUCACAGCAGACCAUGGCAUGACCACCGUGUUUAAAGGUGGGCAAGUAAAAGAAAUAGUUCUCACUGACAUUCCAGGGUUCUCUUACAAAGAUCUGCAGUUCCACCUGUUGGACUAUGGACCUUCUGCAAUGCUCUUGCCCAAAGAAGGAUUGCUUGACAAGGUUUAUCAAGCCUUGAAAGGAGGGCAUCCAAACCUUCACGUUUAUAAAAAAGAAGACAUGCCUGCCCGACUGCAUUACUCCAAACAUCCACGCAUCCUGCCCAUCGUUCUCUUCGCAGACCCCGGAUAUGUCAUCAAUGGGUUUUACCCAAUUCAGACCAACAAAGGUGAGCACGGCUAUGACAAUGAGGUCAUGGACAUGAAGCCUUUCUUCAGGGCAGUGGGACCAGAUUUCCACAGUAAUUUGUUGGUUGGACCAUUUGAGACCGUCAAUGUUUACCCUCUAAUGUGCCACUUACUGGGGAUAAAGCCAGAAAUCAAUGACGGGUCACUGGAUAACACCCGACACAUGCUGAUAUCCAACGGAGAGCCAUGUGAUUCUGGAGACGUUGCAGAGUCGAGUCUUCAGAAUGUGUUCAUUGGUCUUGCUGCCGUUGCUGGAUUUUUAUUGCUUGCGUUUGUGGUUGUUACAUCCUACAACAUGUAUAAAAGACGCAAAAUUAAUCCAAAAGCGAAAGACACAGGAGACGAGGAUGAGAUGAAAGCCGACUCCAAGCAAACAUCAUUCUAAAAGGGACAAUCAAUUUUUUCUUAAAAGAUCAAAGACAAAACAUUUGAACUACAACAUUUGAACUACAAAAUUUCUAUUACUUUUAAGAAAGUUUGUAAUAUUGACUUCUAAUAUUAUUUAAAGGAGGUGGAUCAUUAUUUAUAUUAACAGAUGUCAUUUAUCUCCAAGAGCAUAAAAUAAGCCACUUAUCAUUAAUUUUGUUUUCAAUAGUCAUCAUAAAAUAUACCCUCAAACAGCUAGCAUUUGACUGGAUUUCAUAGGUGAUGGUGGGAGAGUGCAUCAUAAAAUGCAUUAUGAAAUUAAAUGUGUUUUGGAUUCAUGAAUGUGUAUAACAGGAAUGCAGCCAUAUUAGCAUGUGCGCUUCAGAUAUUAAAAAUUCAAGCUGAUGCAAAGCAUAUAUGUGUGUCAGACAGCUCUGCGUCAUACCAGAAAAGAAACUGGACUGCAAAUGUUAUGGGACUGAACUUCUUGUAAAUUAAGUUUUAAAACAAAAACACAUCUUUAUAGGUGCUUAUCUAAUAUAAUUUAAAGAAACAGCAAUGGAAUACUGUGAUUAUUAUUUUAUUAUUUUUUUAAGAGAGAAAGAAUCAUCAUAAAAGCAGCAUAACCUGCAUAAUAACAUAACUUUUACAUUUACUUUGAACAUAAUGGAAGACAUCACAGAUGAGCAAAUUAUGUCAAAAAGAAAGGCCUCAAACAGAGAAAAACA